AUGGACUCGCAAUACAAUUUCGAAACUUACGCCAUCGCCGGCAGUUCUGCGAUAGAUUUGCGGAGGUAUUGGAAUACGAACGCGAGACGCAUACAGCGAUUGAUAGAGAGAGGUAUAGAAGAGUUAGGAGCCGCAAAAGUAUCUAUUGUGGUGGAGGUUAAUUUGAUGAAAGAUGAAACGGAAACGACAGUUUGGUUGCGCACCAAAAUGCUAACAGUCUUAGAGUCGACGGAUUUGGAUCAAAGGGUGUCCUCACAAGUCGAACCAAUUUCGGAAUCACUUGCCAAGUACACCCGAGAAGGAUCCGGAUGGACUGUAACAGCCAUUAAGGGUGCUACGAUUAGCAUUGCCCGUUACGUACCGACUCGUGGUGGUUCUUACGUGCCACUGCCAACUUUCAUAGAGGGUAAGAAGGCAAUUAUCAGUGUGCGUAACAAAGAUAACAGGUGUUUUCAAUGGGCACUGCGAUCAGCGUUGUAUCCAGUGAAUCAAAAUCCAUUCAGAACGUCUAAGUAUCCACACGACGACCUAGAUUGGUCUGACGUAGAGUUUCCAAUGGAAAUACGAUGCAUACCCGACUUUGAAGAGCGAAACGAGCUUGCUAUAAAUGUUUAUGGUGUCCGAGAAAAGACUAUAGUUCCCCUACAUGUUCCAUGUAACAGAGGAGAGCGCAUACACCUUUUCUACCAYGGUGAGCAUUACUCAUGGGUAAAGUCGCCAAGCCGUCUAUUUGCCAUGCAUAGUAAAGACGGACACAAAAGGUUUUACUGCGAUGCCUGCCUGUUACCAUUUAAAGAUUUAAAAGCAUUGAAGAAACACGACCAAAUUUGUCGAGGAGCCAGUGCAAAGAAUUCAGCUGCCAUUGUUCGCUGCGACGGCGAAGCGGAUGAGCCAGUGCUUUACCGAGGUCCUAACGCCGCACGGAAUUUCCUCACAGCUUUAGAAGAAGAGGAAGAAUACAUCCGACAGCGCUUAGUACACAAGAAAAAGGCCAAGUUAACCAAAGAGCAGUUAGAGGCAUAUCACGCAGCACAGAAGUGCCACGUGUGUGAGCUAGGUGUUCUAAAGUACGGACGCCGAGCAAAGAAAGCCUGGGAUAAGGAUGGGGCUUACUUAGGAGAAGCGCACCCCACAUGCGGGCGAUAUGCAAAAGACGGAGAAAAGCCCGGCAAGCCAUCCACGCACUGCUUUCACUGCGGCGAGCCAUUAGAGGAAGACUUUUACACAGACAAAGUGAUGGAUUGCUGUGAAAUCACUGGUGAAUAUAAAGGCGCAGCGCACUGGAAAUGUAGGCACCGAAUAGACCCCAACAUGGAGAUUCCCGUAUUCUUUCACAAUCUUCGCGGGUACGACUCCCACCUCCUUUUACAAGGCGUAGAGGGUCACGAAGUAAAGUGCAUACCCAACAACAAAGAGCGUUACAUGUCCGUGACGAUAGGUAAGCUAAAGUUCCUAGACUCCCAACAAUUCAUGGCGGAUUCCUUAGCCAACCUUGCAAAAUACAAUGAGGAUUCCCCCAUUUCCGACGAAUACGGCGCGGAAAGAAAAGGAGUGUACCCAUACGAAUACAUGAAUUGCUGGGAGCGCUUCGAAGAAACACAGCUUCCACCUCAAGAGUCUUUCUACAUCACCCUAAAUGAAGCGGGAAUAUCCGACGCCGAAUACUCCUACGCGCAGGAGGUUUGGGUAAAGUACGACUGCAAGAACAUAGGGGAUUACCACGACGUUUACCUGUUGUCUGACGUUGUCCUACUAGCCGAUGUUUUCCAAAGCUUUCGUAAGAUGGCUAUGUCUUAA
Actinia tenebrosa (Australian red waratah sea anemone) is the source of this 1797-nucleotide messenger RNA. RefSeq lists its product as uncharacterized. Lineage: Eukaryota; Metazoa; Cnidaria; Anthozoa; Actiniaria; Actiniidae. The record is from RefSeq and is a predicted model, not a curated record.